Messenger RNA from Aspergillus pseudotamarii, 2565 nucleotides. Its product is annotated as ammonium permease MEP2. The transcript has 7 exons. NCBI's taxonomy places the organism in Eukaryota, Fungi, Ascomycota, Eurotiomycetes, Eurotiales, Aspergillaceae. The coding region runs from base 630 to 2066 and encodes 478 amino acids. Gene Ontology annotation, cellular component: plasma membrane. Gene Ontology annotation, molecular function: ammonium channel activity. Gene Ontology annotation, biological process: ammonium transmembrane transport. The record is from RefSeq and is a predicted model, not a curated record.
ACUGCUACUGCUGCUGCUGCUGCUAGUACUAGUCGUCCAUACUCACCAAUCAAUCAUUUCAGACUUUCCAUGGAAACGUGCUUCUGUCCGAGAUCGCUCCACAAGUCUCUCUUACCCACAGAGUAUUAGAAAGAUUACGGACAAGUGGUUAGCAAAAGGAAAAUAAAUCAAUUCAUUCAUAUUACCGAAGGACUAUCUAUCGGAAAGCUUCUUAUCCACACUAUGAUACCAAUCAAGUGGGUGAUGAUAAUCAAGGUGCAUCCAAUAGUGGAUCAGGGCGUGUGUCGAGGCUGAAGUUUGUGACUGGUGUCGUCGACUUAUUUAUGACUCCUGUAUCCUGUGUCCCUGUCUGUCAUAUUUUCGUUCUUAUCGCCCCUACGCCACCUAUCCUUCUCUCUCUCUCUCUCUCUCCCUCCCUCUUUCUGAGCAACCUGAUUUUUAUACCUGUCCGAUUUCUAGAAUUGAUCCAACCGGUUGCCUACCGGUCCAGUGUUCCUUCGAGAAUCCCAUCCGCUCAACACAUCUCAUCGGACUGAAUACUCGUUGUUCAGCGACAGCCACGGUGAUCCACUCGAGCCUCACAGUCUCGGAUUGUUUUGCGGUAUUCGAUCCGCAGGUAGCAAUUCCCAAUGGCAGAAUACCCUGUAGCCUACAAUGGGUCGGCGACCGGGACCGGAGGUGACUCUUUGACGGAAGAUCUUAACAUCUACUACAGCUCUGGUGACAUCGCAUGGGUUAUUGUUUCGACGGCUCUUGUCUUGUUGAUGAUUCCUGGAGUCGGAUUCUUCUAUUCCGGUCUUGCCCGUCGGAAGUCGGCACUUUCGCUACUAUGGCUAUCGAUGAUGUCUGUCGGAAUAGUCUCCUUUCAGUGGUUCUUCUGGGGUUACUCUCUCGCUUUCUCUCAUACUGCCGGAAAAUAUAUCGGUGACUUGAACAACUUUGGGUUCAAAGGUGUCCUGGGUGCACCGUCUGUUGGUAGCGACAAGGUCCCGGAUCUCUUGUUUGCUGUCUUCCAGGGCAUGUUCGCAUGUAUUACCGUGGCGCUCGCAGUUGGUGCUGUCGCAGAGCGUGGCCGCAUGCUUCCCUGCAUGGUUUUUAGCUUUGUAUGGUCCACCAUUAUCUACGAUCCUCUGGCAUGCUGGACCUGGAACUCGAGCGGUUGGGUAGCAAACCUUGGUGGUCUUGAUUUUGCGGGUGGUACACCCGUUCACAUCGCCUCUGGUUGCACCGCAUUGGCAUACUCAUUGAUGCUUGGAAAGCGCCGCGGACACGGUACCCAUGAGCUCAACUAUCGCCCACACAAUGUCACACAUGUGGUUAUCGGUACUGUAUUCCUUUGGGUUGGGUGGUUUGGAUUCAAUGCCGGCUCCGCCUUGAGCGCCAACCUUCGUGCCGUCAUGGCAGCCGUAGUUACCAACCUCGCCGCCGCCGUGGGUGGUGUUACCUGGUGUCUUCUGGACUACCGAUUGGAGAGGAAAUGGUCUACUGUUGGUUUCUGCUCCGGCGUGAUAGCCGGCUUGGUGGCCAUCACCCCCGCAUCAGGCUUUGUCACUCCCUGGGCCUCUUUCAUUUUCGGUGUCGUAGGAGCCGUCGCUUGCAACUAUGCCACGAAACUCAAAUACGUGAUCAAGGUCGACGACGCGCUUGACAUCUUCGCUGUCCACGGUAUUGGAGGUCUGGUAGGCAACCUUCUGACUGGGCUUUUUGCUGCUGAUUACAUCGCUCACCUUGAUGGCUCUACCACAAUCGAUGGCGGUUGGAUCAACCACAACUACAUCCAGCUAGCUUAUCAGCUCGCCGACUCCGUUACUGGAAUGGCAUACUCUUUCUUCGGAAGCUGCAUUAUCCUCUUCAUCAUCAACUUGAUCCCCGGUCUCAGCUUGCGUGCCCCCGAAGAAGACGAGAUUAUGGGCAUUGACGACGCCGAGAUUGGCGAGUUUGCUUAUGACUACGUCGAAAUUACCCGCGACGUGAUCAGUGCCGCCAACAGUGAGAACGGCGAAGCUGCUUCCAAGCGUAGCUUGACUCCAACAGGCAACGAGACAACCAUAGAGACCAAAGCUUAACCCAUUUCUUGUCUAUGAGUUGAGCUUGAUAUCUUUUGCUACACGUUUCUUUUCUUUACAUUAAUCAUAGUAUCAUCGUGCAAGGUCGCAGGGUAGUUGUCACCUUGACCGCCCACCACGAUACCUUUGUAUAUACUUAUGCACCCAUUCAUUCUUUCCAAGAUUUCCUUUCUGUCAUUUUCAUUCACUUCUCACUUGAUCAUCGGAAAAGCAGUACAUGUCAUUACUGUUUUGUCUCUGAUGCUUCUAUUCGACCAUCUUCCUUUCUCUUGAUCCCCAUUCUUUGCUUUCUUUGCAGAUACCCUUCUCUACCCUGAUAUUGACUUACAUAUUCAUUUACUUUCUAUUCCAUGAAGUUUCCCUAUUUAUUUUCUAUUUUCUUCGGUAUAAACUUCAGAAUAACGGUCCCAAAACAGCACCCAACCCCGAAUCAAUGAAACCUCAACUUUCUACUAAGUAUAUAAAACAUAAUGAAACCUACACAGACCAUACCUCCACC